Molecule: messenger RNA, 1401 nt
Organism: Naegleria gruberi
Lineage: Eukaryota; Heterolobosea; Eutetramitea; Acrasida; Naegleriidae
Exons: 1
Coding region: 1-1401 (466 amino acids)
Source: RefSeq, a predicted model, not a curated record
AUGCAAGCUACAAGGAUAAAUUUGUUCCUUAGUGCUUUAGCCUUGGUGGUAUUGAUAAUUAGCCAAUUUUAUACACCAUUCAAGUCGAGCGAUUUUACAACAAUACCCUCAUCAAAGACCAUAAUAAUUAACGAGACUUCACUCAUCGAUUUGUCUCUGCUAGAGCAAGAUUGCCAUUCACAACUCAUCAAGAAUUUUUAUUUUGUUCAAGCCUUAACAGAAUACAAGAAUGGUUGCGCUUCCGAUAACAAAUACUGUGGUGUGGCCAAUUUAGAUAGAAAAAUUGAUGCAAUGAUUUCCAGGCAAUUAGAAAAGUCUUUGAAUAGUGAGUGUGGUAAUCUUGUUAUUCAUCAUGAGCAGGUUGUUCCAAUUUUAAAGAAGGAGGUUGAUCAUCGUGUCUAUUCGAUUUGUAGAGGCUCCACAAAGUGUAUGAGUGCAGUCUUUGAAGUAAUUAUUUAUAUGCAAGUCUUUGAAUAUGCAAAUGAAAAGACAAACCUCAACACUCAACACAUCAGAAAGUUCAUGGAAACAAAGGCUUCCAAAUUAUUUGAUGAGCCCGAUAAGGUUUCACAAUUCAUUAGAACUGUACCAGGGUUGGAGGGAUAUUCAGGAUUUGAUAUUUCUGUCAAGACCACAAUGGAUAACACUGAUGAUGAGAGGGAAGAUAAGGUUGUAACAUCUAUCAUUUUUGGUAUUAUGGUGGUAUUGAUGGUCAUGCAAUACAAGUCUCUCACAUUGGAGCAAACCUCAUUGGAGAAUAGAAUAGAUAGGCUGAACAAAGAUCUAGAGUCUGCUAAUCAAAGAAGCAAAAUCAAACAGAAUGAAUUAAAAGAAAGCAGAGAUUUAGUUGCAUCGCUCAAAGACACAAUAGCUAAUCUUGAACAAAAGUUCGAGGAAGCAAAAACCGAAGCAAGAACUCAAAACUCAAACCUUGAGAGAUUAGAUGAGCAAUACAAGACCUCAACUACCAAACUUCAUGCAGAAAGUGCAAAAGAAAAGGAGGCAGCAAAGAAGAAAGAAGAAGAAUUAUCGAAGAAAGUUUCUUCUCUAACAGAAAAGAAUAGGGGUCUUGAUAAAGACUUAUCCUUGCAAAAGAAAGAAGCCACAUCUCUUAAAGAAAAGUUGGAAAACGAAAUCCAACAAUUAAAGACAGAAUCUCAGAAAAAAGAAAAUGAGGUACAAAUAAGACAUAAUAAUAUUUUCCAAGAGUUAAAAAAGGUAACCAAAGAAAAGGAAAGAUCUACGGAAAGAUCUGCAGAAUUAGAAAGAGAAACAAUCAAUAUUUCUGAAAUAGUUACCAAACUUAAAGGAGAAGUUUCUUCUUUACGUGAGGAAAAUGAAAACUCUGCAAAAAUUAUAGAUACCAAAAACACAAAGAUAUCGGAGCUGAAAGAUAAGUGA